This is a messenger RNA of Eruca vesicaria subsp. sativa (arugula), 1035 nucleotides long. NCBI's taxonomy places the organism in Eukaryota, Viridiplantae, Streptophyta, Magnoliopsida, Brassicales, Brassicaceae. The record is from the annotation of a GenBank genome assembly.
AUGGUGAAGCGCGGAGGUACGAAGAGAAAGAUCAGUAAGUUGGAAAAGAUCUCUAAGAGAGAAUACCUCGCCACAGCUUUCACCAAACGUUGUAACGGACUUCACAGCAAAGCCGCUCAGCUUUGUCUACUCGCCGACGCACAAAUAGCCAUCUUGGCCACUCCUCCUUCUUCGCAAUCCAACGUCUCCUUCUUCUCUUUUGGUCACUCUUCCGUUGAUGCCGUCGUGUCUGCUUAUCUCACGGGACAGCGUCUCGCUCCUGUUCGGGAAGAGCCGAGGGAGGAGGACAUUGGUAUAUUGAUGGCUCGUAAGGAAUUAGGGUUAGAGCUGUGGUGGCAAAAGGAAAGUCUUUCUAAAUCCAAGGAUCCUCAAGAAUUGAUGGACGCGAUGAAAGCCAUGGAGAGGGUGUUGAUUAAACUGCGAGACUUUGUUGGUAAUAAUAGCGAAAGAGAUUCUCAUCCUCCAUCUUCUGGAGACAACAAGGAAAGCGAUGUCUUUUCACACCAAGGAACUCAAGACUUGGAUGAAACCCUAAAUCUCCAAGAAACUUGUUGCGUACCUGAUGAUGAUCUAUUACCUGAGGGUUUUGACAAGAUCAUCACUGAAGAGCAAGAUCAGAUACUGUCUAUUUGUGAUAGUUUUUGUGCUAAUGAGGACAUAAACAACAUAAGCGCUUUAAGUGGAAGCUUGGAUGUGUGCAAUAAUCAAGAGAUGGAUAUUGAUGAACUGAUAGAUUGGACGAGUUUUGAAUGUCCAGCAUUCAGUGAUGAUGGUGUUUUGGAUAGCACUCAUGGGAGUCUUUUGAACAACUUUGAAGCUGCUGCUGAUCAUGACGUCGUCUCUACGAAUCCAAAUCCUCCAAUCAUUGUGUCUGAAUGUGUAGAAGUGGAAGCUUUGGAUGAAGCUGCUAAUGAUGUCUCCACGAAUCUAUAUCCUAUCUAUGAUUUUGAUGGUGUUGAAGAGGAAGGUUUUAUGUAUCUGGACAGAGCUUUGUGUGAAGACAAUCUCCACUUUUCUGAUUAUUUCUGCUGCUAG